Diospyros lotus (date-plum) is the source of this 1671-nucleotide messenger RNA. Its product is annotated as UBP1-associated protein 2C-like. Gene Ontology annotation, molecular function: RNA binding. The transcript is spliced from 2 exons. Bases 76 to 1332 code for a protein of 418 amino acids. NCBI's taxonomy places the organism in Eukaryota, Viridiplantae, Streptophyta, Magnoliopsida, Ericales, Ebenaceae. The record is from RefSeq and is a predicted model, not a curated record.
UGCUCUCUCCCCACCUCUCUUUCUCUCUCUGUCCCUCUCUCUUUCUCGCUCACUAGGGUUUAUUCUCUCUGGCUCAUGGACACUCACUACCCGGCGGUGGACCCUUCAAAGAAGCGCAAGGCGGAUGAGAACGGCGCCGCAUUUGCCGCCACCGACGGCGCCCCACCGCUCAGCCACCUCCUCACUCCUGACGACGCCCGCAAAAUCAUCGAGCCCUUAAACCGGGACCAGCUUCUGGAUAUUCUCAAGACCGCGGUUCUCCGCCACGGCGACGUCCUCGCCGAUGUGCGUUCUGUCGCUGAUGGCGACCCUUCCAAGCGCAAGCUCUUCGUCCGUGGCCUUGGAUGGGAGACCACCACUGACAAGCUCCGUAGCCUCUUCUCCGCCUUUGGCGAGCUCGAGGAGGCUAUUGUUAUUACCGACAAAGCUACGGGAAGAUCGAAGGGCUACGGUUUUGUUACCUUCAAGCAUGUAGAUGGCGCUUUGGUGGCUUUGAAGGAGCCGAGCAAGAAAAUCGACGGCCGAAUGACUGUGACGCAGCUCGCAUCGGCCGGAAUUUCUGGCGGCGGCGGAGGGGGCGGCGGCGUAGAUGUUUCGCUGAGGAAGAUUUAUGUCGGGAAUGUGCCGUUUGAGAUUUCGUCGGAGAGGUUGCUGGCGUACUUCUCGGCUUAUGGCGAGAUUGAGGAAGGGCCGCUAGGGUUUGAUAAGCAAAGUGGAAAAGCAAAGGGGUUCGCUUUCUUUGUUUACAAGACCGAGGAGGGCGCUAGGGCUUCGCUUGUCGAUCCUAUUAAGACUAUUGAUGGGCACCAGGUGAUGUGUAAAUUGGCGGUCGAUGGAAAAAAAGGGAAGGCAGGUCCGCCAACCGGUGAUGUUGGUACUGGUGUGCCGCCGCCAGGGCCGAUGCCGGGUUCACUAAAUACUGGCUAUGGUGUGCCUGGUACUGGUGGGUAUGGUGGCUUCUCGGGGCUGCCUCAACAAAAUCCCCCUCUGAAUUCUCCAGCGGUCGGAGGUCCUGCGUUUGGUACCCAGGGGCCUGCCUCAUAUGGCGGUCCUGGUGGCGGGUACGGUGCCGGUCUAGGCGGGGGUGGUGGGUACGGUGGUUCACAGUAUGGUGGGUCAGCUGUGGGUGAGUAUGGUGGAUUGAGCAAUGUUGGUUCUGGCUAUAGGUUGCCCCCUAGUUCUGUUGGGAUGCAGGCAAGCGGAUACCCAGAUAGUGGCAAUUACGGGUUGAACAGUGCGUCGUCAGGUUUUCCAACACAAAUGCCUCAACCGCCUUCAGGGCCUAGAGUUCCUCCUGGUGGGAUGUACCAGGGAAUCCCACCCUAUUUCUAAGGUGUAUGAGAGCUUCAUGGGCGCAAAUUUAAAUGGUUGUGAUGAUUUCGUGAUUGCAGACAAUGAAAUCUUGGUUGAUAAAUGGACUGCUGUACAUUUGCUGCUUCACCCAUAGUUUUUGGCUUUUCUGAUGUAUUUGUCGAAGUUGACCAGAUCGAAUCUAGAAUCUAGCUUCAGUAUUUAAAGCUGUUGCAGUAUUUGUGAUUAGUUGAACUGAUAAAUGUUUUUCCUGUUUAUCUUUUUUACUAAAGUGAGUUGCAGUAUGUGGUUAGUUGAACUACUAAAUGAUUUCCCACAUUGUUGUUCUCUAAUAUAUUAAAUACCAGCUACUAGUUCUUA